Paramecium pentaurelia is the source of this 2068-nucleotide messenger RNA. The record is from the annotation of a GenBank genome assembly. Lineage: Eukaryota; Ciliophora; Oligohymenophorea; Peniculida; Parameciidae.
AUGAGAGCAACUUUAUUUUAGUAAUUAAGAAAAACUAGAGCUGAAUCUGCCAAAGUUGGAGUGAAUAGAAAUAAACAAAUUCUGGAUACUUCGGAACUUAUAGGAAGAUAAAGUUUUUAUAGAAAAAGACGACUUGAAGACCCAAAUUAUUCUUUACUUGAAUAACCAAGUUCAUUUCGAUUUCAUGAUAAGGAGAAAUAUGAAUAAGAAAUCAAAUAUCUAAAAAACAAUUUACAUUCUUUAGAAAGUGAAAAUCUCAAAUUAAGAACUAAAAUUCAUUAAUUAGAAGGUAAGCAUCUUCAAUAUAAAAAUUAGAUAAUUAAUUAAAAUAAGAGAAGAUGCUAUAGGAAUUAGAUCGUAUAGGUCCUGUAAAAACUUAAUUAUUAAAAUCUAUGAAUUAUGCAACUGCUUUAAAUGCAUUAAAAAAAGAAUUAAAUAAUAUGAGAAUGGAACUACAAAAAAAAGAUUAAGAACUUAUCAAUAUGAAAAAAAAUUAAAGAUUGACUUAAAUAAAUGAAUUAUAAAUUGAAAGAACUGCUUUUUAAGAAGAGACAGUUAGAUUAAGAUAAUAAAUUGAAUAAUUAUUUUAAGCUAGUUUAUAUAAUUUACAAUAGAAUAAUGUAGAAUAAGCAAUUCAAGAAAGAUUAUUUAAAUUAAUAGCAUAAAUAUAGGAGAAUGUAAUUUAAAAAAGUGAAUUGGAAAAAAUAAUUGAAAGACUUAAAAAAGAAUGUUUGAAAUAUAGAGUAAUAAAUUUUAUCAUUUAUUUUAGUCUUAAUAAAUAGAAUAAGAAUUUAAAAGCAAAAAGGAAAUUAAGAAAUUAAUAAUAUAAUUAAAGGAAGAAACAAAUAAUUCUUAAAAAGAAAAUAGUAAAGAAAUCUAAUAAUAAACUAAACCAGAUGAAUUGUAAUUAUUAACAGAUUUAAUGUUUACAAAAUAAGAGAAUUAAGCUAAAUAAAAUGAAAUAGAUAAAUUAAAUCAAAUUAUUUUCGAUCUCGAAACUCAAAUUAAAGAACUAACAUUAUUAUAAAAAUCAGAGACAUAAGAAAUCUAACCACAGUCUCAAAGAGUUGAUAUAUCGACAAAAUCAAAGAUAACAAAAGUCUAAUCUCCAGUUUUUGCUACCGAAAUUAUGUAAGAAAUUGCCUUACCUAUAAAAAAAUCAGUAGUGAUUUAAGAGGAAAUCUAAAAAUAAGUGAAGUAACCUUAGAGAAGAAAAAUUAUACCUAUAAAAUUUGAAGAAAUCAAAAAUAUAGGAGAGACUUUGAAAUAUAAAUUGAUGGCUAUGGAUAUAAGUAUUUCAUAAUUAGACGAAUAUUUAUUUGAAGGAGACUCUAUGACUUUGAAAGAAUUGAAAGAUAAAUUAAGGCAAUAUCCUUUUAAUUUAACAAGUGAAGAAGCUCAUAUAAUAUCUCGUUAUAUAAUGGAAAGUGAAAAUGAUAUUUACGAAUUGUAGGAGACUGCCUAGAAUUAUAAUCCUUAUAUUCGUUCAGUUUUAAGGAGAAUAUUGGCAAAUUAUAAAUUAGAAAUAGUGAAAAAUUAAUUGCUGCAUUCUGAAAAAUUAAAAGAUGUUUUAACAAAAUUUAAACCAUUUAUUUUAAGCAAUAUUAAAUAACUUUAUGGGAAAGAUUGUAUAAGAGUAAGUAAAUAAUAAUUUAAUGAAGCAUUGAUGUCAUUAAAUAUAGAAUUGAAUUAAUUUGAAUUGGACUAUUUGAUAAUUUAAGGGAUUUUGGAAAGUAAGGGAGUUGAAUCAUUAAAUUAUGAAGAGAUGCUAAAAUAUGAGAUUAAGGAAGUUUAAGAUUAACAACUCUCUUUUUUAUUGACUGAAUUAAACAAUUAAUAAAAUUAAAAAAUUGAAAUGUCAGUGAUUGAAGAAUGUCCAGAGAAACUUUCAGAACUUGAUUAAUUAGAAUAAGUAGAUCAUAAAUAAGAGUAGAUUAUAAAAGAGUAAUAAUAAAAUGGAGAUGAUCAAUAUGUUACAUUUGAUAAAUAUGUGACUGAAUAAUUUGAGUCUGAAAGUGAAGAAUCAAAAUAGGAAAUAUUGACAUCAGCUUUUAACUUGGAACAAUGA